GUGUCAAUCAUGUCAAUCAACGUCUUUAUCAAACAUUGAUGUAAAGUUUUUGGAGCUUUUUAAUGGUGAUGGAUUGUAGCUGAAGUUCAUAUUUGAGUCACUAUGGUAUCUAAAACAUCUCUAUAUAGACAAGAGUAUCGUCCUGCUUCUCUUGUUAAAAAUAUACCAACGUAUUAUGAGUCCCUAACUUAUCGGCACCACCGACGUGAGCUUGAGUAUGCUCACACUCCUAUUUCUUGGGAUGCAGAUUUAGAUGAUAAAUCUGAGUCACCACAGGAAGAUGCCAUACCUAUUUCAGAACUGAAAAUAGAGGAGGAAGAAGAGGAGAAUAAGGUUGUAGACAAAAAGGAAGAGAUUAAAAAUAAGGAGACAAAUGAUGAAGAAAAAAUAUUGAGAGAAGAGGAUGAUAAAAAGGAGAAGAUUAAUGUGAAUAAUUGUGAAGAAGAAGAAAAGAUAGCUGUGAGUAACGCUGAACAGAAAAGGCCUGUAAGUGCAGUCAAGAAAUCGGAUGUAUUGGUUGAAAAGCAAACUUCGGAGACCAGAGAACUGACAAAACUGGCCAAGGAAAAAUUAAAGAAAUAUAGCAGCAUGGAGAAUAAAAAUACUAGCAAAUUAAAGCCAUCACAAAGUAAAAACAAAGUAACAGAGGAUUUUCUAAGACCCAAGCAUGCUGAUGAGAAAAUUUUUGAAAAAAGGCCAAAGCGACCUGACAGAAGUGGACAAAUACCAUCUCGUCCUAAAACAGCCUGCUCCUCAUCCCUGCCGAGGGAAUCUGUGCCUCGCCUCUCAUUAGGCUCCCCCAGACCCCUCUCUGCUGCUUCCUGUGAUAAACCUCCUUUUGUUCUUUAUGGCAGUGGAGACACUGAACUAGAAACAGGACACAAAAGAACUUACAAUGUCCACUGUUCUACUGAUAUCUACCCCACUGCAGUUAAAGCCAGACAGCAACAUUACCUUAGAGCCAAAAAGUUGGAGGACCUAAGGAAAAAAAUACUUCUUCAGAAAAAGAAACACAAGAACGCAUUUGCAAACAAAAUCUCCAAGGAAACCACAGGUUGGUGUAGUGAAUAUCAGAACCAGUACCCAACUUACGAUAACGAAGAGUACGCCAGGCGACUAAGGGCGCUGGAAUUCGCAAGGGCUCGGAAAGUCAAGUGUGAUCUGUAGCAAAGGAAACAAAGGUCUCAAGUGUUAUAUUCAUUGUUCUUUGCAUGAUAUAUAUGCAUUGUAGAAGUUAUGUUUAUGACAAAUAGUUUAUGUAUACACUGAAGAUGUAUAUUUGACCUCAUACUUUUUUUUUUAGUUCCAGAUAAAUAUCUUGUAAUGUGAAUAUGUUAUUUCUUCUUUCCACCCUAUCAUUUUGUAUUUCAUGCAAUCAGACAUUUAUUGAUUAAAUAUAUCCUUUCUUUUCUGCUGCACAGAAGAGACAGAAAAAAUGAAUUUAGAAAAAUACAGCGAUGAAAAUAAAACUUUUCAUUACAUUUUCAACAGUGAAAUACUGUAAUUUAUGCAUUGAAUAAAAUUGAUAUUUUCAUAGGUACAAAUAAAUUUGUAAACUUGUAGAAAUAUCAGUGUCAACAAUGGUUUCACAAUGUACAUUCGUGUAUUUCUUGAACAGCCAGAGAUACAAAAGUACACAUUUUUGCUAUUCUUAAAUUAUUAUUCAUAUUUUGAUAUUGGCUGUCAAAAGUUGUUUUACCUGCAGUUUUCACUUUUAGUAUUACAUGUGUUAAAGUAUUAGAUUGUUGUUAUAUUUUUAAAUCAUUGUACAUGUACUUCUAGUAAAGGACCAAGUUAUUAUGAUAUUCAUAUUUACACAUGAAAGAAUUAUUAAUAGAUGAAGAAUAACCAUUUACUUAAAUAAUUUUACAUUAUGAUCACUUAUAUUUACAAGGUCUUAUUUUUGCAUGAAAACAGAAGUGAUCUUAAUUGAAAGAAAAAAUUUCCACUAAUUGUUGAUCGAGAAAUAUCUGCAGUUGAUUUUUACAUGUACAAAUAUUAUUGUCUGGCUAAAACACACAUCUGGUUAACAUAUGGUAAGUUUGUAGAAUAAUCUGUUAAAAUUACUAAUCCUAAAUAUAUAAAGGACUUUUUUAUGGCAUCUUGAGAGAAGCACUGAUCGCAAAAUAAAUUAUAAAUUUUGUUGAAAUACUAGUACCUGUUAAAUAACCCUCUCUACACUGCACACUAAAGGGGUCUAAUUUUGUGGUAUUUUUAUGCAGUUAGAGUAAUCUGCCCAUAGAUCUACUCAGUUUAUAAUCAAUUCAAGCAUUCUAAACAUUUAAAAGGUCAUGAUAAAAUACACUUUAUUUGCAUGUAUUUUCCUCACAAAAAUAAACAGCAUUGAUUUC
Molecule: messenger RNA, 2351 nt
Organism: Saccostrea echinata
Lineage: Eukaryota; Metazoa; Mollusca; Bivalvia; Ostreida; Ostreidae
Product: RNA polymerase-associated protein LEO1-like
Exons: 4
Coding region: 103-1167 (354 amino acids)
Biological process (GO): regulation of mitotic spindle assembly
Cellular component (GO): ciliary transition zone; ciliary basal body; cytoskeleton
Molecular function (GO): microtubule binding
Source: RefSeq, a predicted model, not a curated record